GUGUGUAUGUGCAUGCGUGUGCGUGUGUACGUGUAGUAAAUUUUUGUCGAUAAAAUAUGUUAGAAAUUUGUUGAAUAUGAGUGAAGGAGCGAAUUCGGUAUCGCAGAUCUGCGAGAAUUCGCUUACGACCUUGAAGGACGAGGUCGAUCCUGAAGAACUUCCUCCAAGAACAAUAUCACAUACUACUAGAAGAUCACGAUUUGGUACAGGCAAUGUUCCUCUUUCACCUUAUAUUUUGAUUGAUGGAAGAAAAUUGCGAAGUUCUUUGGCUUUAAGCAAAAAAAAGCGCCCGCGACGUGUGAGUUUUCCCACAAAUGACAAUCACUUGAUUACGGGAUAUCUGGAACCGGCCAAUCCAUGGAAACUUGCUGAAAAUGUGAAUCAUGAAGAUUUAAUCUCAGCAUACAAGGAAUCCUGUACAAAACACAAUUCAGAUCCUUUGGAAACUGUUAUAAAUCAACUUAAGGAUUUAGAUACAUCUGAAUUGCGAAAUGAAGAAUUAAAUUUAAAAGGGGAGACAUUGGAUGUUAACCAUGCAGAACCAUUGGAAGAAAUUUUCAAAAGAAUCCACUUUAAUAAAGUUGAUUUAGAAGCUACAUCUUUGAAUGAUGAGAGUUCUGUGAUAUUAUUUGAUAUGUUAGAGUAUUAUGAAUCUGCAAAACACUUGAAUAUUUCAUCUAAUCAAAGCAUUGGGAUUCAUGGUUGGCAAGCAUGUGCAAAUAUGAUAAGAAAGACCCAAUGUUUAGAACAUCUUGAAGCAAAGGAUGUAAUACUUAAUGAACAAUAUAUGAAUAUCUUGAGUCGUGCGUUGCGAUUAGUCUGCCAUCUACAUGUGCUUAAAUUAGAAAAUUGUGGACUUUCAGGAAGAUCAAUCGUCACACUAGUUGCAGCAUUAAAAAUGAAUACUGGCAUAAGAGAGCUUUACUUAGCUGAUAACAUGCUGAACUUAUACGAUGCGAUACAGCUUGGUUCUCUUCUUAGGUUAAAUAAUCAUAUACAAUUACUUGAUAUUAGUAAUAACGUCAUUCAAGAUGAUGGUGUACAUGAUAUCUUAGAGGGUCUGAUUAAUCAAAUAAAUGAAGACAAGGAUGGUAAAGGCUUAAGCAUAUUAAUAUUAUGGAAUAACCAACUCACAAAAAAAUCAUGUCCCCAUUUGGCACGUAUAAUAGCAUUGUCUAAGACAUUAGAAACAUUGAAUAUUGGAAAAAAUAUAUUGACUGAUGAAUUGUUAUUUGUUGUAAAAGAUGCACUGAAAAAAAAUCGUGUUUUAUUACAAUUGGGAAUACAAUCAACUGAACUUACAUGUGAUGGAAUUGUUACGUUAUCUGAGAUUAUUGAAAUAAACCAAGUUUUACAAAGGAUAGAUUUGCGAAAUAAUAGCAUACAAAUAACUGGAAUGAGUGCACUCAGUUCUGCUAUAAAAAAAAAUAAAAGUAUUACUAAAAUAGAUUUGGAUGAUACACCUGACAUGAAAGUAGAUGACCUAACCCAGACCUUGCAUCAGUACACGCAGCUUGUAGCUGAAAUUCGAAGCUGUUGUUUGGAAAACGAGCAAAAUCGUACUUUAGAAGAAAAUAGCGAAGGUUUUGAAAAUUCAUAUCAUAGCAGAUUCUGUAGUACAACCUCCCGUAAAAUUUCGCUUACUUGUCAAACACUGCCAUGUUCUUUAUCAUCCGUGAUUUCAAUACAAAAAGAUGAAUCUGGACGAUCGAUGCUCGAACCAAAACGUAUUAAUGGAGGUCGUCUUCGUUCCCCAGCUCCUAGUCCUGCCUCUUCACCUAUAGCCAGUCCAAUACUAAGUCCCUCUCGAAGUCGGUUUGUGGUCUCCCGAGUUCCAGAAACGUUACGUUCUACAGAUUCCUCAGUAUCUUCGUCAUCAAUUUUUCUUUCAUCCCUUGGAUCAUCACCUACCUGUGUCACUUCUGCAAGUGGGUCAUCUAGAUUUCGUGUUUCAGUUGUUGAAUCAGCAAAUACUGUGUGUUUACCUAAACCUAUUAUUACUACCACUACUGAGACCGAUAUUACGGUUAAUUUAAGUUCAAAAGUUAAUAUUACAGAGUCAACUGAUUCAGAUGAUUCUGAUAAUGUAUUCACAUCUGAAUCAGAAACAAAUAAUGAUCAAACUAUUGACAAUUUACGAAAUACUUCAAACGAUGUAUCUCAUUUAGUUUCAAAUAUGGUAGAGGAAACGUGUACACCAAUGAUACCUGAAUGUCCUAACGUAGAAGAAUUAAAUACAAAUAAAUCUUUUGUUAAGGCAACUAUUAGAACUCAGUCCAAUGAUAAUAUAAGUUCUACUACUUUAGAACGCAAAGAAGAUGGUGAUUUACCAGACAAUCAGAUUAUUUCAACACAAUUGAAAAAUAUUUCAGCAACAAGAAAUAUAGAAAAAGUAGAAAAGUGUUCUAAUGAAGAUACAACAAAUACAAAAAUAUCUACAAACAUAGAUAAAAAUGAUAAAAGUUUUACUUGUUCUGCAAUAAGUGAUAAAUCAGUAAUUAUUAAUAAAGAUCAUGAUACGACAAAUAAAGUAACAAAUACUUUUACGAACGAAAAUAUAGAAUUGCAAUCGCAAACAAAACAUGAUCCUAUACAAAAAAAUACUUCUAAUUUAGGAAAAUUACUUUCACUAUUUCAACAGUCUAGUUGUUUUUUUUCUGAUACUACUUCUAUUAAUCAAUUGAAAAGUAAAAGUACACUUCAAGGUAGCAUAAACAGCAUGAUGACUCUUGGAGAUAAAUUCCAUUAUUACAUAAAAGAUAAGAGAGAUAGGAUUUAUAAUCGUGAAACAGAAGAAUCUUCAGUAUCGCUAAAAAGUAAAUCAAAAUUUUUCAAUGUUUCUCAAUUACCAAGUUUACAAAGUUUAGCAAAUAUGAUUCCAUCAUUUAGGUUUGAGGGUAAUUUAAAUACUCCUGAACAGAGUAAUAAGUCUUGUCCCAAAGAAGUGAAUCUUUUACUUGAGAAAGAUUGCGGAAAUAACAUAGAGAAAGAAUGUACUGAUCAUAGCUGUGAAAGCAAAAAUUUAAACGUAAAUUUAGAAGAACAAAAGAAUAAUGUUCCCAUUUUAGAUAAUCAGUUAUUAUCUGAAAAUAUACAAUCAAAAUUUCCUGUUGGAGUUACUAACAAAGACGUAGUAUUAACUGCAAAUUGCAUCGUUUCAAAUAUAAUCGAUACUUGUUCUAAAAUUGUAAAUGAUAAUUUAUUAAUGCAUGUUUCGAAUAGUAACGCAAUUGUACCUGUACCUAAAUUAAUAGGUAUAUCUGAAUAUUCUGCUUUAAAAGCAGCUACAACCAAUGUACAGAAAGAAAAUAUAGCGGAAAUACUAGACAAAGUAGAUCCUAUACUAAUAAAAGAAACGAAUAAUAAAACUUUAACAGACAGUAUUAAUUUUACUAGUGAUAGCAACUCCUUAUCGUGUAGUGUAACGUAUGAUGUAAGCAAUGAUAUGCAUACUGUACAUAUGCCUGACAGAAUGCACAAUUUAGUAAUAUUAAAUUUAAGUACAAAACAUAAUGUUGAAAAUAAUUCUGCUUUUAAUGUAAAUAGUACACAAAAUAAUAUGGCAUGUUUUGUAUGUAAUGGAAAAUGUGUCUGUAAUGUAAAUAAUAAAUCACUUGAAUGCUAUAAUACGUUGAAGAAUGUAGAAACAAAUUGUUUAAAUAAUGAAGUUACCAGAAUGUAUAGUAUUAACAGUAAUAGUGAUAAAAAAGUUUUUAUAAAUGUUCAUAACAUGCCAAGCAAUAAAGUAGAAAGAAUAAAUGCAUGUCGUGUAAAUAGUAGUACGAAUUGGAAGGAUACAGCUGUAAAUAACAUACCAGAAGCAAAGAUAUCAAACAUAAAUUGCAUCUGUAAAAAUACUAACUUCGAAUUUAAUGAUGGUAGCACAGAUUUAUGUGCUUCAGUACUUCAUACAAAUGUAAGUACACAAAUAAAACAGAAAGUGAUAGAACCAUUUAUUACAAAAGAUAACAAAUAUUUGAAAAUAAGUAAUGUAAAUGAGAUGGAAAUUAAUAACUCCAUUAUGGAAAGAACUAUGGAUAAUGCAUUCAGAAGUAUGAACAUCGUUAUACCUAUACCAAGAACGUACUUUUGUAUGACAAAUUUCAAUAAGUUCUUUCUUAGAAAUCUUUUACAUCAUGUAGCUGACAUCUCUAUUGAUGGGUCUACAUUCAAUGCAUUUUCAUUAGAAAUUACACCUAAAAAUUGGCCAAACAAUAAUAUUAUUAAAAUAAAGACCUUAUUUUAUGAUUUAUCUCAAAUAUCUUAUUCAUUAAUGAAUGCUAUAACUGAGAAACCAGAAAAUAUUCAUAACAAGAAUCAAGUUUCUAAAAUAGAAAGAAAUUUUUCUGUGUAUGAUUAUGCCGAAGAAAGUGCAAGUUUCUACACAAAACAGAGAUUCAAAGAAAAUGACAUUUUUGGAAUUGUUUCUGAAUGUUCUUCAGUACCUGUAAUGGUUGAUCCUAUUGUCUAUCCAAAAAGAGAUGUAUCUUAUUUGAAAGAAAGCAAUGCUGUAUGCGAUAAUUUAUCAGAAAACAUUCAUAUACUCAGUAAUUUUGGAUCAAAUAUUGCUCAACAUUUAAAAUGCCCAAAUUCAGAUGAUAUAAGUGAUACAACUCAUCAAUAUUUUAAUACAAUUGAAUGUACAGUUGCCACAACUAUGUGUUCAACGACUGCAGUGAAUACAAAGGGCAAUACAACAGUUGACAUUAUUUCUGAUCAGAGUACUAAUAUUGCUGAGCCUCCGUCAGUAAUUCGCGCAACAAGCACAAAAUAAAAUAAAUGAUAUGGAAGAAG
Messenger RNA from Habropoda laboriosa, 4794 nucleotides. RefSeq lists its product as uncharacterized. NCBI's taxonomy places the organism in Eukaryota, Metazoa, Arthropoda, Insecta, Hymenoptera, Apidae. The record is from RefSeq and is a predicted model, not a curated record. Bases 77 to 4774 code for a protein of 1565 amino acids. The transcript is spliced from 11 exons.